AUGAGCUUUAAUCGGAAAAGAGUAGCUCUGGCUUGCUCGUUUUGCCGUCACCGGAAACGCCGCUGCGAUGCUGGAAAGCCAAGAUGCAGGAAUUGUCUGGAGGCCGAGGUGGAGUGUCACUAUGAUGAGAUGCCCUCCCAGAGGAUUGAUACAUCUGGAGGCACGAGAGAGAUCCUGCAUAAACUUCGACACAUUGAGUCCGCACUAGACCUCCACACCCGUGCCGUGGACGCCCUAUCAUCCGAACUUCAACUUCGAGCCGCUCAAGAAGAUGUUCAAGGCACUUCGCCAAACAGCCACACCUCCUCCGUACCUGGGGUCGGCAACCGCCUCAAUGUUCCACUUACGCCAUGGCCCUCCCAGGCCUGCGACCGACAGCCAGACGUCUCCGCACUACCUCCCCUUGAGAUCCCACACAAACACAAGACUUCGUCUAGCUACCUUCUGGGCCUUCCAGCCAUGAAAGCCCUUGUGGGUGACUACCCAAAUGACCUAUUCUUCCUCCUCGAAUCGAAGAAUCCGCUCCCACCCCAAUUGUCCUUCGAAUCUCUUCCUUCUCCAGCGCCACCGAUCCGCGUUGAUCGGGAAACCGCCGACUGCCUCGUCGACAGCUUCUUCGCCACGGCACACGCCAACCACCCGGUUCUAGACGAGGAGUCAUUCCGCAGGAUAUAUCUCGCAUUCCUUGAUCGUGGUGUAGAUUCGAGCGUCGAGUCUGCCAUGUGCCUCUCCGUCCUCGCCGUCGGCGCAGCUUCGAUGGUGUCACCUGAGACGAGGGACUUCUCUGCGUCGCCUCCCGGAAUGGAAUUCAUGCAGCAUGCCAUGCCGACAUUGCUAUCGCUAUCGUCUUGUUUUGAUGCCCGUAAUGAAAGCGCCGAAUCCCGUGAAAGCACCCUCCGGUUAGUCUGGUCCUCAUUUCUCGUCGAAUGCGACCGUCUCGCCGAGCUCGAACUUCCUCGGAGCGGCUUGCAACAGCUGAUCGACGAGACGCCAUUGCCCUCCUGCAGUAACCUCGGCGGGAUGAUACACACCUGCUUCUUGGCCGAAACUUCCAUCCGCCGGCUCCUAAAUCGUAUCCAUAAUUCCCUCUACCCUAGCCGAAAGAGGUACGACCUAACUCUGUCAUCCACAUCCCUGAUGGCGCCCGAAGAGUUUUCGACUCAAGAGAUAUCUUCCAUGAUGGGCGUAUGUGACGAGCUCCAAAGGCAGCUCAAUUUGUGGUACGCGUCCAUACCAGAGGCCUAUCGACCCUCCUUGGUCGUGGGUCCGGCAGCGAAUGAUCGUGAGGCGGUUUUGAGGAUUCGUUACUUUGCUGCGCGGCACAUCAUCUAUCGUCCAUUUGUGCUGAAUAUUUCCAUGAAUCCCGGGCCGCAUCCGGAGUCAAUCAUAGAAAAGGCGGCGCUGAGUAUCGAAAGCUGUCGGUUGUAUCUGCAGCAUGCAACGGUUGUCCUCAAAAAACCAAGCCCGUACACGUGGACGUUUUCUCUGUCGUAA
Molecule: messenger RNA, 1494 nt
Organism: Scedosporium apiospermum
Lineage: Eukaryota; Fungi; Ascomycota; Sordariomycetes; Microascales; Microascaceae
Exons: 4
Coding region: 1-1494 (497 amino acids)
Biological process (GO): regulation of DNA-templated transcription
Molecular function (GO): DNA-binding transcription factor activity, RNA polymerase II-specific; zinc ion binding
Source: RefSeq, a predicted model, not a curated record